AUGGCUAAUGUGUGGCUGCUAUGGCUCAGCCUGUGGUCCACGGCAGCUGGUACGUACACCGCCUCCACCCACUUCCACCUGAAGAGACCCCCCCUCAACCCUGAUAGGACCCUCCCCCUGAAGGGACCCUCCACCUCAGCUUCAACACUAACAUCUGUUUUUGCUCCAACAGUGUCGGUGUGUGCAGACGUGCGGCUCAUGCAUACUGACCAGGUGUGCAGUACUUGGGGGAACGGUCACUUCCAGACCUUCGACGGGGACGUCUUCCAGAUCCAGUCCACCUGUAACUACGUCUUCACGUCUCUGUGCAGAGACUCGUACCAGGACUUCAACAUCCAGAUCCGGAGGCAGAACGAGGAUGGACGCCUUGUCAUCAGCAGCAUAGUCCUCAAACUGGAUGGACCCGUGGUGGAGCUGGUCCAUGGGGGGGCAGUGCUGCUGGAUGGACACACAGUGACUCUACCGUUGUGUCAAUCUGGAGUUUGUAUUGAGAAAACUCCGACCUACAUCAGAGUCAAAGCGAAGCUGGGUUUGAUGGCGCUGUGGAACAUGGACGACUCCUUCAUGGUGGAACUGGAUGAGAAGUAUCGGAACCAGACCUGUGGACUCUGUGGAGACUUUAACGGACGCCUGAUCCACGACGAGUUCAUCAGCCACGGUGUCCAGAUGUCCCCCUCGGACUUCGCUGACCUGUGGAAGAUCGACGGUCCCACUGAAAUCUGCUCCGAGUCCAAACAGAACCCGUCCUGGAACUGCAGCGCCAUGAGGCCCAUGUGUGAGCGGAUCCUGUCAUCUUCGGCCUUCUCCUCCUGUCACGGUCUCCUGGACGUGGACUCGUUCACCUCGGCCUGUGUCUCUGAUCUGUGUCACUGUGGAAACGACUUCAACAGGAACAUCAACUCUCCAUGCAUCUGCAGCACCGUCUCCGAACUCUCCAGGCAGUGUGUCCAUGCUGGAGGACGUCCGACCAACUGGAGGACCAGAACCCUCUGCUGGAAGUCAUGUCCUGACUCCAUGCAGUACUCGGAGUGUGGUAGUCCGGUCCCUGACACCUGUUCCAACCCUGAGGCCAGUCAAACCGCUGACGACCACUGCAUCGACGGCUGCUUCUGUCCUCCAGGGACGGUGUUGGACGACCUGACAGGAAAAGGCUGCGUCCCACAAAGUGAAUGUUCCUGCGUCUACAACAACCAGACCUAUGGCCCAGGAGAAUCCUACCAUAGAAAAUGCAAAACCUGUGUUUGCGAGGCCGGUCGGUGGAGGUGUCUGCAGAGGAACUGUCCAGGAACCUGUUCAGUGGAGGGCGGAGCCCACAUCACCACCUUUGAUGGGAAAGCCUACACCUUCCACGGAGACUGUUCUUACACUUUGGCCGAGGUCACCACCAUCAAGUCCAACGGCAAAGUUUACUCCAAUGGAAACAACAUUCAACUGCCGCUGUCUGUUGCUGGCCUCACCGUGGUCAGAGCCUCCUCCUUCUUCGUGGUGGUGGAGGCUCGUAAAGUCCUGCUGAAGGUGCAGCUGAAGCCGCUGAUGCAGGUUUACAUCAUCGUUGGUGGUGAAUUCAGAGGACGGUUACGAGGACUGUGUGGGAACUUCAAUGAUAACCAGGCCGAUGACUUCUUGAAGCCCAGCGGCGUUCCGGACUCCACUGCCGUAGGUUUUGUCAACAGUUAUAAGACGUGUGCUGGAUGCCCUGAUGUAAAGAGCAACUUUGAGAACCCAUGCAGCCUCAGUGUGGAUAACGAGAAAUAUGCCGAACACUGGUGCUCGAUGCUGACCGACGCCGGGGGGGUGUUUGCGCCGUGUCAUUCAGAAAUCAGCCCCGACCUCUACAAACAGAGAUGCAUGUACGACAGCUGCAACUACGAGAAAAGCGAGGACGGCAUGUGCGCAGCCGUAUCAUCGUACGUCCAGGCCUGCGUCGCCGCAGGAAUCUGGAUCGGCGACUGGAGGAAGUACAUCUGUGGAAGCUACGCCGACUCCUGCCCGGAUAGGAUGGUCUACUCCUACAACGUCACGUCAACGCAUCGAACCUGCCGUUGUCUCGGCACCUCAGACGUCAGCUGCCACUUCACUUUCCCACCCGUCGACGGUUGUGUCUGCACAGAGGAAACUUUCCGGGAUGAAAAUGGAAAAUGUGUCAACCCCAAGGACUGUCCGUGUUACGACGAAGGCUCGGUGAUUCCUCCUGGACAGGUGGUCAUCAAAGAUGGCCACCGAUGGACGUGGGUUCAACCCCUAGUGGAACCAACAUUUACUAUGGGAAAACAGGAAGUAACUAUGGUAACAGCUGUAGACCGUAUACAGAUGUACGAGGGAAGAAAAGGUCUGUUCAUGUCCCCGUUAGCAGACCUGUCCCCAGUUGACCUUUCAGACCUGUCCACAGUAGACCUGUCCACGGUAGACCUUUCAGACCUGUCCACAGCAGACCUGUUGGACCUGUCCACAGUGGACCUUUCCACCGUAGACCUGUCCCCGGUGAUUCUGUCCACGGUAGACCUGUCCACAGUGGACCUGUCCACAGUAGACCUGUCCCCAGUGAUUCUGUCCACGGUAGACCUGUCCACAGUAGACCUGUCCCCAGUGAUUCUGUCCACGGUGGACCUGUCCCCAGUUGACCUUUCAGACCUGUCCACAGUAGACCUGUCCACGGUAGACCUUUCAGACCUGUCCACAGCAGACCUGUUGGACCUGUCCACAGUGGACCUUUCCACCAUAGACCUGUCCCCGGUGAUUCUGUCCACGGUAGACCUGUCCACAGUGGACCUGUCCACAGUAGACCUGUCCCCAGUGAUUCUGUCCACGGUAGACCUGUCCACAGUAGACCUGUCGGACCUGUCCACAGUAGACCUGUCCCCAGUGAUUCUGUCCACGGUGGACCUGUCCACAGUAGACCUGUCAGACCUGUCCACAGUAGACCUGUCCAUGAUGGAUCUGUCCAUGGUGGACCUGUCCACAGCAUCCUGCGUCGCCCCCAUGGUGUUCUUCAACUGUUCCGUCAAUGGACCGUCACCCAAAGGAAAAGAGUGUGAGAAGAGCUGCAACACCCUGGACACUGCCUGUGUGAGUACCGGCUGUGUCUCUGGGUGUCUCUGUCCGUCUGGGAUGGUUUCUGAUGAUAAAGGAGGAUGCAUUUGGCCCAAGGUCUGUCCCUGUGUCCACCACGGGAAAGUCUUCCUGCCUGGACAGACCACCCAGGUGGACUGCAACACAUGUACCUGUAAAGGUGGACACUGGGUGUGUACAGAGAAGCAGUGUGUGGGGACCUGCUCCGUCUACGGAGACGGACACUUCAACACCUUCGACCAGAAACGCUUCACCUUCAACGGCAACUGUGAAUACGUCCUGGCUCAGGACUACUGCACCGGUUUCCAACCACACACCACGAAUGGAACCUUCAGAGUCAUCACUGAGAACGUCCCAUGUGGAACCACAGGAACCACCUGCUCCAAGAAAAUCAAGAUCUUCUUGAAGAAUGCAGAACUGAUUCUAACCGAUGGAACCUACCAGCUGAUUUCAAGUGGAAGUGAAGACACGAAUCCGUUCCGUUACCGGACCAUGGGCAUCUAUCUGGUGGUUGAAGUGGACAUCGGGCUGGUCCUCAUAUGGGACAGAAGGACCAGCCUGUUCAUCCAGCUCAGCCCCAAGUAUAAGGGUCAAGUGUGUGGACUGUGCGGUAACUACGAUGGCAACGCCAACAACGACUUCAUCACGCGGUGCCACGCGCUGGUGGUCAACCCACUGGUGUUCGGGAAUAGCUGGAAGGACUCUCCCAACUGCCCCGACGUCCACACCAUGAUCAGCCCCUGCACGGCCAACCCCUAUCGCCAGUCCUGGGCCCAGAAGCAGUGCACCAUCAUCCAGAGCCACGUCUUCUCUGAGUGCCACGCCAUCGUGGAUCCAGCUCCGUACUUUGACGCUUGCGUGUUUGAUUCGUGCGCCUGCGACACCGGUGGAGACUGUGAAUGUUUCUGUUCUGCUGUGGCCGCUUACGCUCAAUCCUGUAAUGAAGCUGGACUCUGUAUCAAAUGGAGAACCCCGACCAUCUGCCCUGUCUUCUGCGAUUACUACAAUCCUCCUGGUGAAUGUGAGUGGCACUAUAAGCCUUGUGGUUCUCAGUGUAUGAAAACGUGCCGGAACCCUUCAGGCAUCUGUUCCACACAGAUUCCUCCACUGGAAGGUUGCUACCCAAAAUGCCCACCGGAUCAGCCAUUCUUUGACGAGGAUUCAAUGAAAUGUGUUGCGAAGGCACAAUGUGGCUGCUUCGAUAAAAAUGGAAAACACUACAAUGAUGGUGAUGACGUCCCGACAACGGAAAACUGCAUGAAAUGUACCUGCACCUCCUUGAACAUUGAAUGCCACUAUGACGCCCAAGCCUGCUUCUGCAUGUAUAAUGGAAGAAAAUAUCCCCCUGGCUACAUCAUCUAUAGCACAACUGAUGGACAUGGUAACUGCAUCACUGCACUGUGUGGGGUCAACGGCACCAUUGACAGGAUCACAUACCCAUGUCCAGAAACAAGUCCAACCACCUUUGUUUUCACCUCUACCACGCCAGAACCAGUGACAACCACAUGUCAACCGUGUGGAUGGUCGCCUUGGUAUGAUACCGGCGUCCCUACACUUGGGACACCAGGAGGAGACUUUGAAACUUUUGAAAAUAUUAAAAAGGCAGGACACCAAGUAUGUGACAAGCCAACCCAAAUUCAGUGCAGAGCUGAGAAAUUCCCUGAUAUGACCAUUGGCCAAUGCCUGCCCAACAAAGCCUACGUCUUCUCCAACCCCAACCACAUCACGAUCAACUUCCACGACCACUACACUACCUACGAGUACUAA
This is a messenger RNA of Sphaeramia orbicularis (orbiculate cardinalfish), 4836 nucleotides long. Its product is annotated as mucin-5AC-like. NCBI's taxonomy places the organism in Eukaryota, Metazoa, Chordata, Actinopteri, Kurtiformes, Apogonidae. Gene Ontology annotation, cellular component: extracellular matrix. The transcript has 30 exons. The coding region runs from base 1 to 4836 and encodes 1611 amino acids. The record is from RefSeq and is a predicted model, not a curated record. Gene Ontology annotation, molecular function: protein binding.